Messenger RNA from Pteronotus mesoamericanus, 1195 nucleotides. It is a transcript of the gene FMOD, whose product is annotated as fibromodulin. The record is from RefSeq and is a predicted model, not a curated record. Bases 65 to 1195 code for a protein of 376 amino acids. Gene Ontology annotation, molecular function: protein binding. NCBI's taxonomy places the organism in Eukaryota, Metazoa, Chordata, Mammalia, Chiroptera, Mormoopidae. The transcript is spliced from 3 exons.
ACCCAAGGAGUCCGCAGACAGAGAGACGUGGUCACUCUCUGAAAGGUUCAGCUCCAGAGACAAAAUGCAGUGGGCCCCUGUCCUGCUUCUGGCAGGGCUCUGCUCCCUCUCCUGGGCCCAGUAUGAUGAAGACCCCCACUGGUGGUUCCACUACCUCCGCAGCCAGCAGUCCACCUACUACGAUCCCUAUGACCCUUACCCUUAUGAGCCUUAUGAGCCUUACCCCUACGGUGUAGAGGAGGGUCCAGCCUAUGCCUAUGGCUCUCCAUCCCCACCAGAUCCCCGAGACUGCCCUCAGGAGUGUGACUGCCCGCCCAAUUUCCCCACGGCCAUGUACUGUGACAACCGCAACCUCAAGUACCUGCCCUUUGUCCCUUCCCGCAUGAAGUAUGUCUACUUCCAGAACAAUAAGAUCUCAUCCAUCCAGGAAAGUGUCUUUGACAAUGCCACGGGUCUGCUCUGGAUCGCUCUUCAUGGCAACCAGAUCACCAGUGAAAAGGUGGGCAGGAAGGUCUUCUCUAAGCUAAGGCACCUGGAGAGGCUGUACCUGGACCACAACAACCUGACCAGAAUGCCUGGCCCACUGCCUCGAUCCCUGAGGGAACUCCACCUCGACCACAACCAGAUCUCGCGGGUCCCCAACAAUGCUCUGGAGGGGCUUGAGAACCUCACAGCCUUGUACCUUCAACACAACGAGAUCCAGGAAGUGGGGAGUGCGAUGAGGGGUCUCCGGUCACUGAUCUUGCUGGACCUGAGUUACAACCACCUUCGGAGGGUGCCUGACGGACUGCCCUCAGCACUUGAGCAGCUGUAUCUGGAGCACAACAAUGUUUAUUCUGUCCCUGACAGCUAUUUCCGGGGGUCACCCAAACUGCUAUAUGUGCGGUUGUCCCACAACAGUCUCACCAACAAUGGCCUGGCCUCCAACACUUUCAAUUCCAGCAGCCUCCUUGAGCUCGACCUUUCCUACAACCAGCUGCAGAAAAUUCCCCCAGUCAACACCAAUCUGGAGAACCUCUACCUCCAAGGCAAUAGGAUCAAUGAGUUCUCCAUCAGCAGUUUCUGCACCGUGGUGGACGUCAUGAACUUCUCAAAGCUGCAGGUGCUGCGCCUGGACGGUAACGAGAUCCAGCGCAACGCAAUGCCGGAGGACGCGCCCCUCUGCCUGCGCCUGGCCAGCCUCAUCGAGAUCUGA